AUGGAGCAAGAGGCGGGCCUAUGUGCACGGGAAAACUGUAAACGACAGCUGACGAAUUUUGGAGAUGGUUUUAUUUACUCCUUAAGUUUAACAGAUGAGCAAAAUGAGAAGCCAAGAGAAGAGGGCAGAGCUUUCCAGAAAGAGAUAGGCCUCAAAACUGUGUUCAAGGCUUACAGGUUUUUCAUCGCUCAGUCCUAUGUGCUGGUGAAGAAGUGGAGUGAAGCCCUGGUCCUGUACGAUCCAGUCUUGAAAUACGCAGACGAGGUCCACGCUGAUGCAGGAGCCUUCAAGGACAGCCUGAAGCACCUGCCCGACGUGCAAGAGCUCAUCACGCAAGUGCGCUCGGAGACGUGCUCCCUGCAGGCCGCAGCCAUCUUGGCUGCAAAUGACAACCACCACGCAGAGACAGCUUCAUACGUGAAAGACAAUAAGCUUCUGGUUGAACGGUUUGAGACAUUCUGCCUGGACCCUUCCCUUGUCACCAAGCAAGCCAGCCUCGUGCACUUCCCGCCGGCCUUCCAGCCCACCCCCUGUAAGCCUUUGUUCUUUGACCUGGCCCUCAGCCACGUGGCCUUCCUUCCCCUGGAGGACAAGCUGGAGCAGAAGGCGAAGAGUGGCCUCAUCGGCUACAUCGAGGGCAUCUUGGAUUCAGGAGCUAACCAGGCUGUGCCUCGGGGGUAG
Molecule: messenger RNA, 681 nt
Organism: Oryctolagus cuniculus (rabbit)
Lineage: Eukaryota; Metazoa; Chordata; Mammalia; Lagomorpha; Leporidae
Source: RefSeq, a predicted model, not a curated record